Venustampulla echinocandica is the source of this 3789-nucleotide messenger RNA. RefSeq names its product MIT protein. The coding region runs from base 1 to 3789 and encodes 1262 amino acids. The transcript is spliced from 3 exons. Lineage: Eukaryota; Fungi; Ascomycota; Leotiomycetes; Helotiales; Pleuroascaceae. The record is from RefSeq and is a predicted model, not a curated record.
AUGAGCCGCUACGCCACGGCAGACCACCAGAGCUCCCUUCCAUUUCACCUCCAGCCAUCCUCCGACACCGUGUUGCUUCACCAAGGCCGACAGCCAGAGCGAGGGCCGUCGUCAUCGCUGCCGAGAGGCCGCGGGCACGUCGUACCAUCGCAAGCACAGUCUCCCCAGAAUGCAUCUCGACGGAAACCUGUGCCAACCUCUCCCGAGUCUGUACGAGGUCCGGCAGCGACGUAUGCUCAUCGUCGUUCUAGCAGCUUGUCGGGCGUGAAUCCAGGAGUGGCUAAUCUCAAUCGCUGGUCGAGAUCAACGGCAUCCAGCGUGGCCAGCACUCAAUCGACUCACCAAAAACCGCCGUCGACACGGCGCAUGUCGGUAUCUGGGUCGACAACCUUCUUACUGGGCGCUGACAAUUCUUCGCCGCCGAAGAAGGCGUAUAGGAACCACUCCUCAACUGCAUAUCAGACCACUUCGACGCGUUCGGGCUUAGAUUCCUCAUUGACACUACUGCCGCCAAUUGUUACGCUCCCGAGUCUGGAGACAUCUGGACAUAAUACUUCUUCGCCUUUGACGGGGCCAGGCACACCUUCUCCCUCGACCGCGGGGAUAUUAUCUGCUGCUGUGCGUUCAACUGUUCCAGACUACUUUGGGGGGACUUGGGGGGACACAACUCCCCGAGGUAUCGCGACCACCGCCGACUCUCCUAGUCGGGACAAUCAAACAUCGAAGCGUCAGUCAGGAGAAGAGGAGAAACGAGGGUCAAAGGGACAUUCGAGGCAUCGCUCUGGUAAAGGCAGUAGUACGGGCUCGUCAAAUAGGCAGUCAAAGCAGCCCUCGCAAAAAAACAUGCUUUCCAAGGCACUCCAAAAGGCUAAUACUGCUGUCCUACUUGACAAUGCGCAGAAUUUCGAAGGCGCCAUGGAGGCGUAUUCAGAAGCUUGCACACUUUUACAACAGGUUAUGACCCGAAGUUCGGGGAAUGAGGAUAAGCGGAAAUUACAAGCAAUCCGCAAUACUUACACAAGUCGGAUAAACGAGCUAAAAAGAAUCACCCCCCACCUGCAAGACGAUGGUAAGGCGUUGCCUGAGCGGCCUGAGAGCGGAAGCCAUAAAGGACAUGAGUUCCAAUUAGAAGAUGAGGAAGAAGAGCCCGUACUUAUUGAGACUGCAACUGUCACGCGGAUAGUGAACGAUCAGUCAUACAUCCUGGAUCCAAAACUGCCUCGAUCCAUACCUACGUCGCAGUUACCAGUAAGAAGGGAGUCGUUGAUGCCAUCAGCUUUCGAUUCACUGCAUUUUGGAGGUCUGGACCCAGCUGUGCAGCGGGCUCAUUCGAAGUCUCCCAUGAGGGAACGCACAUUGGAAAUGAAUAUCAACCUUGCACCACCUAUGGAUAGCACAUAUAUGCCACCACCCCUUUCACCGCGCCAUCCACCUGAAAACAACACCUACCAUGGGCAGGAGAUGUCUGACCCGCAAACCACCAGCAGAUCCGCAAUUCCCCCCUUGAGAGGGCACGCCAGAGUACCCAGUAAUGAAUCUAUGUCCUGGUUAGACACGAUUGAUGAGUCGGGCGGAUCGACUGCGUCAUCCGUUCAUUCAAGGUCUUCCUCGAUGGGAGUUCGGAGGAAACGAAUUCGCGCAGCUAGCGGCGCUACUGAGGCCGAAUUUGAUGCAGCCUUGGACGCUGCUGUGGAGGCCGCCUACGAUGAUGGGUUUGAGCCGAUGGAUAAUUCAAACCAGCGAGACCGUUACAAUUAUGAUGAUGCUGAUGAUGAUGAUGAGAUUGUUGCGAAUGUCAGGCGAAAGGUGGAGUUGGCGAAGGAGAGAGUUCGGCAGACGGAGCGCGAAACUGCUAUCCAUGAUGCUCGCGAGCGGGAAAGAAAACGCCUCCAGUCCAGGAUAGAACCUCAAAGCAGCCUCGAUGAUGACUACGGCAACGAAUCUGAAGAAGAGGAACGAAUGCUCGAAGAGAUGACUCGGGAUUAUGUGAUGGAUGGCUUUGAAUUUGGCCUGCAAUCCAAAUCCGCCUUGCCACGCGAGUCUGAUUCAAGUGGGUUUUCAGGGAGGACGUGGAACAGCUCGAUAGGAUCCAAUCCAACGACAGCUGGAACGACACUGUCCACGGUUACGGAAGCGGCUCUGGUCCCAGAGGUGCCAAUGAUGCAAAACAAAGCAACUAGCCAUCCACCACCUGCCCAAGCCCUUCCUCCGGUUCCCUCGUCAAUCGUAGCACCCCAACAAGAUUUUGCUCCUGCCACUCAAGGCGUUCGUGGGAGACGCCUUUCUGGGCAGAACCCCAAACAACUGAAAAUUGAAACUACCACCGCUCCCUCAGACUCAUUAUCUCAACCUCCAUCGAUGCCGCCGCCGCGGGUUCCCGACGGUGGUCCUCCUAGUGCUGUCCAUCCGAAGACGGCGGGGUUUUCAUCGCAGCGGCCACCUUUCUCGGGAGCUGCAGGUCGAGGACCUAUACCACAAUCCGCACGCCAAGCUUCAUCUCCUUUCCCGGCCUCCAACUCCUCCGAAAUCGUAUCUCCACCAACCCCUACCCUGGCGCGAACAUUCACAAAUGAGAGUGACUCGAAUGGGCUACCGCGGUCUGGCUCGCCCGGCCGUGCCCAGUCUAGAGCCGGAUUGCGCAAGAACUUCUCUUCCUCGAGUUUGAAGAACUUGAAGAGCCGUAAUCUUUCUGUAUCAAAUGCCGACGACGGAUCCGAUGUUUCGCCCAAUACGCCAGCGAGCUCGCAGUUCAACCCAAGGGACAUGAACGGGAGAUUACCUGCAAUGCCAACAUUGCCUACACCGAUCGCCGCCGCUUUCAAAGAUAAAAUGAAUGGGGCUCCAGCGGGCGGGCUUUAUCUGUUUAACAGCGAUAUCCACUCCCCGGAUAGCCCUGGCUCGCCUAACCCCCUAAGUGCAGAUGCGCCCAUACCUCUUGAGCCCUGUCCAAAUGAGUUCCUGCUUCGACCCUUCUGGCUUAUGCGGGCUCUCUACCAAACCAUCGCACAUCCUCGGGGUGGCUAUCUUUCGACGAAGCUCUUCGUCCCCCGUGAUGUUUGGAAAGUGAAAGGUGUCAAGAUUAAAAGCGUUGAGGACAAGAUCGCAAAUUGUGACUUCUUGACCGCCGCACUUAUGAAGCUUGCCACGGUCGACACAUUUGAUGCCGAUGCUGUUCUAGAAGAGAUGCAAUCUUUGGAGGGAGUUCUUGAACAAGUUCAAGUAACCCUAAGUAAGAAAUUGGGGAGCGAGGUUGGUGUCCAAGGAUCUGGAGGUAUAUUCAAGGACGUGCCCGUCGGUGGAGAUGCGGAAGGCAAUAACACAUCCUCAAAAUCAGGCAGUACGUCAACUAAGUCUUCGUUUUCAUGGCGGAGACUCCGAUCGAAGAAUUCUGGUGCAGCUCUCGCAAAUACAUAUUCGAACAAAGCCGCGGCGACGGAUGCGCCAAAAGAAGGGUUAAGCAUGGGCACUUUGCCUAUGACAACGACCUCGUUGGCCAAAGUGCGUUUUGCCAAGAGGGAUGUCCACGACGUGCAGUGUUCUGGUCCAAAUGCGAACUACAUGGGGGCGUUGGCGCGACUUUUCGACGCGGCGCAAACCAUCGAUCAAAUCGCGCGUCAAGUCGAAGACCCGGGCCUACGACACCAAGACAAAACCCAAGUUGGUCUUGAACUCUGCACUCGCCACGCCGCCGAAUUUUUCGGCUUCUACGUCUGUCGCUUCGUCCUCGCCGAUGUAGCCUUGCUAUUGGACAAAUUCAUCAAAAGGGGAAGCGAGUGGGUGCUCGUCUAA